Fusarium graminearum PH-1 is the source of this 363-nucleotide messenger RNA. RefSeq lists its product as uncharacterized. Bases 1 to 363 code for a protein of 120 amino acids. The transcript has a single exon. The record is from RefSeq and is a predicted model, not a curated record. Lineage: Eukaryota; Fungi; Ascomycota; Sordariomycetes; Hypocreales; Nectriaceae.
AUGGUGAGACGCCGUUUGAGUGGCACCAGAUACGACGCAGAUGGAGAGUUGCCACGCGCGAUUCACGUGAAUCAACAGAGGUCAAGGGUUAUUUCGCUUUGUGAAUCAGGAACAAACUCUGCCUGUGCCUGGUGCUUGGUACCGAAAAAGCAAAAGGUCUCAUCAACUAUCUACUCCACUACCAGAGAGACGCUGUUGGUUUCGUGCCUCGAGAUGAGCUGGAACUUUGUUCACUCGGUAAGACACGGCAACUGCAGCAUAACAUUGGAAAUGGAGAAGUUUACCAAGGUCAAGGUGCUGGACCUGACUAGUGGCACGAAAUCAUACGGGGAGACCCAAACAACUGAUGAUGGCUACUCUUGA